UUUUCUGCCCUUGGCAGUUGUAGUCAUUUGUUUAAGUGAAACUUCUUUUCUGAGGGAGCUACAAUUUCGAGUUAUAAAAAUUUUGAUCGAAUGAGGCGAAUAGUUAGAUACAUGGUGGGGAACUGAUAGAGGAGCAGAGUGUGUCAGUGGUGUUGCCACUACAACACAUGGACUAGCGGUCAAAUAGGAUGACGCAGGGGGAGGGAAAAUAAAUACGUAGCGUAGAAUGCUGUAUGCUAGUUGUAACGGCUAGAAGGGGAGACAGCAGGGGUGAAGGAGAAAUUAUGCUGCAUUGAUGCUACAGAAUUUUCAUAACUCUGCUUGUGUUUGUCCACUCCUGUUUUCGUAACGACUAAUGGUUGAUGCUACCAUAUUUAUUUUAUGUUAAAGUAUCUACAAUUUAUUUAUUUGUGUAGAAAAGAGUUAUUAAUUUAUGCAAUUAACUUUAUAAGAAUCAUUAAUUUUUAUAUGAAUAGUGUGAAUGAAAAUGUAAAAUAGAUGAGGUUAGCUUUAUAAGUAUAAUUAAUUUUUGGUAUGUGAAAACUGAUUUUAAAAGUCAAUAGGACUUGUAUACUUAAACUUUGUAAGUGUAACUUAUGUUCCAUUAGAGUGUUUUUUUUGUUCUUUCUUUUUAUUCAGCUGGAGAUUGUGAUUUAAUAUCAUGCCUAAAAUAAAUAAAAAGGCAGAAGCAGAUAAGAGGUAUUAUCAAAGGCAAUGCGAAAAUAAACCACCAAAAGAAGAGACAAAAAACUGUGCGAGAAAUGCUUUUUUUUUUUAAUUUUAAAUUUUAGAUCAUAUCUGUAUCCUUACUAUUCUCUAGCUUACGAGGUCCCGCAUGGUUGGUUUUUCCGUAUAAAGCGUUUAAAUUGCCGGAGGUCUUAUCAUUUACGCCGUUAAAUGUGUGAUAUAAAGUCCGUUAAAAUUUUUUCUGAAACUUCCUGUCUCAAAUAAUGGCGCACGUAAAUAUGAAGAAAAAACAAAUGAACAACAACAUAUGAAGAAAUAUGGAUGAUGUACCAUAACUACAGUACAAACCCAAUAGUUAUUUUAAGAUAAUUACCAUAAAAAGAACAAGAUUCUUUGUAGAAUACCAUAAUUACUACAGAAGCAUGAUAGCUACCAUAUUUGCACUAUAGUUACGGUAACAACCGAGAUGUAUAUUUACCGUGAUAGUAAUGUAUUAUUUAUUUAUGACAUAUUAAAUUAAAGAACAUUGUUGAAAGAAAAAGGAUGUUAAACUUUGAUAUGGAUGGUUGGCACAUGUUGCUAAGAAAUAAUGCUAUCUGAAAGAAUGCAGUACUACUACGAAAAGUGAAAAUGGUGCUCGUGGAUUUUUAGGUUAUGGCAGUCUCUUUUGUUUUUCAGUAAUAUCGGCCGAAAAUUAACAAGCGUACUGUAUCGGAAGUCGGCAGAAAUGCCGAUUCAACUAAAUAUUGGCAAAAUCGGUUUCUUCAGUACAGCUCUACAUUUGAUGACAUGAGUAAACAUAUUUCAGACUUCAGGAUAUUGAAAAAGACUUUAAUUUCUAUGUAGGUUUAUUGUGUGUAUGUUUUUUUUGCAAGUGUAAAUUGAAUUAAGUAAAAUGCUUUUACUUUUAUUACUUUCAAUUGAUUAAACUUUAAUGAACAGUUACAGAUACCUAUUUAUGACACUAAUUUUGAGGUUAAGCAAUUUUACUAAAGCAUUCCAGCCACACAGGUUGCCAGCGAGAGAUGCUUCUCUUCUGCUGGAAACACUAUAUCAUCUCCAAUCGUAGAGCUAAUUUAACUCCUGAACGUGCAGAACGAAUUAUUGUUCUGCAUGAAUCUCUCUCAGAAUUGUUGUGAGGAAAAGUGGAAAUGUUGAAACAAUGUGAAUGUACUUUUCAAACAACAUGACUUUUGGUGCUAAGUUUGUUGAAGCUCAGUAAGGACUCCAGAAAAAUUGACAAGGAUGAAAUUUUUCCAAAGAUAUGUUACAUUUACACAAACAUAUACUUGGUUAUGUUAGUUGGAUGAUCAGUUACUAAUGAACCAAUGGAAACAGGUAAGAUUCAAUGGAAAAAAAUGUUAUUUUUUUUCUAGCAGUGCAAAAUGUAAACAAAUACUGUAAAUAGUUACCCAAAAUUAAUAAGCCCACUUCAUUUUAAUACUUUAUUCAAACAUUAUACUAAGUUUAAGAUAAAAAUAAUUUCCCAAAAGUGUAACUGUACCACAAAAGCUCGAGCUCGGCUCGAAGUAAAAUUCUUAGUCUCGCAGACCUCUAGUUAUUUAUAGAAAAAAUCCUAACCUGUAAUCUGUACUAAAACUGAAAUUUCUCAAGAAAAUUUUUUUUGUCUUUAUAUACACUUAUACCAGAAAUGUACCAAACUAUAUGUAAUAAAGUCAAGAGACUUUUAGUGCAAGCAGAAUACAUCUCACUUACAUUAUAUAUGUGGAUAUCAUCUGUUAAAAGAUUCGGGUUUGGGUUCGAGAUUUGGCAAAUCCAGUCUAGGAUUUGAGUUAGGAUUCGGAUUCGAGGAAAUCAGGAUUCGCCCCAUCCCUAAUUUAUAUCUAUACCUUAUAAGCAAGGAGUUUGACUUCUGUCUUUCAUGUAUGGACUCCACUCACACUUUUUUUUUUUAGAUCCUGUGUGAAUAUUUGAAUUUUUUAAUAAUAAAAUGUAGUGUGUUAUUUUUAUUCAAUUAAUUUCUAAACACUAGGCCUGUGCGAAUAUCAGAUUUUUAGUUCGAAUUGAAUACAAAUACCAAAUUAUGCUUGAAUACCAAUACAGUCAAACCUCUCUGAAACGACCCCUCACGGUUCCCAGUAGGCAUGAGCGAAGGUCUCUUUUUAAAUGCGAAGCGAAGUCUAAGCGAAGCUUAUAUUGUGCGAAAGAAUGUCGAAGGAAAAUCGAAGUAGAAGGAUUUGAAAUAACAUAAUUUUUAAUAUAAAAAAAUUGUUACAUAUGUUUCAUCAUGGUUAUAUAGACUAAAGAAAAUUCCAUUGUACCAAACAUCUUCAAAUAAAUGUAUGUAUACUAUAUAAGUACUGUUAAAUGUCUUAAUCCACAGGAAAAAUAAGUACUUUUCAUUUAUUUAAAAUUUGUAAAAUUCAUUCAUCUGGUUUUCAUUAGUAAAGUUAAAUUCCACCUGGCUUUGAAGCGUGUGAGCCAGCCAUUUGAGGCUUGAAAAUUGUCAAUUCCAAGCCUUAGUGCCUCCAUUCGUGCUUUUUCAUGCAGUGCUGUGCCCGAGAUGGGUAUGUUAUUAGAGCGUGCUUGCACAAUCCAAUCAAAAAGAUUUUUGUCAAGGUCACUAUCGAUACAUUUGCUAUAUCUUUUCCUUUUCUGGUGCAGUUUUGCAGCAUUUUCUUCAAUUUUUGCUCUGUCUUUUAUUAUUGUGGACAGAGUUGUAGGUGCAAUAUUAAAGCGUUUUGCAACAUGACACUUUUUCUUGCAGUUGUCAACAGUUGUAAGAAUCUCUAGUUUUUUGCAAUGCUGAUACCCACAUGCUUUCGGGUACUCAUAAAUUCUACGGGUAGGCCUACCGAGAUAUGCUGCCGUAAUACACUAAAUAUAAAAAUAUAAACAGGUUAUCCACGUCGUCACAUCGCCAUAAACAAGCUUCACGAAACGUCACAAAAUGUUCACUAGCGUCGGAAACGUGCUACUAGAUCUGUUAAAUAAAUGUUGUAUACAUAUUAGAUUUGUGUACGAUUGCGAAAGAUGUCAAUCUCAAAUGAUGUAUACAAACAAAUUAUAGGUUAGGUCAUCGUAACAGAAAACAAAAGGUAACAAGAAACGUGUUUUAUGUACCUAACCAGAUAUGGCCGCCAUCUGCCAAUAUCCAUUGCUACAAAUUCAAAUGUGAAAAUACGCAUUUUGUAGGAUAAAUAUUAUUAUUGAAUGGUUUUUUCUUACUUGAAAAAGUUAAUCAUUUUUUAUUUAUAACUCUUGAUUAUUCCGCAUAAAUGUUAUGUUGUUACACCAAUCUCACAAAAAACUGACUUUUUUUUUAUACGAAUGAAUUUUCUAUCCGCACGGUUACCAGCACUGCAACUCCCAUUUUACUUAACGAAAUAAAGAAAACGUCUGUAAACAAUUUCCACAAGACCUGUCGUUAAACAAAGCUAUAGAAUUGUGAAUGAAAUGAGAAAAUGUUUAAUAUUUUGAGUAUUAAUAUCGGCAAAACAAUACGUAUUAACGAGAAAUUACCGUCCAGGGCUUUGAAAAACAGAGAUGGCUACUGAAGAGCUUACUGACGAGCAAUACAAGGAGAUAAUGGUUGCCCUAGAAGAAAUAAGAGCCACUUGGGAGAACUAUAACAAAGAAAUGUUAGCGAGUAUGAAGAACUUUACGGAAGAAAUGAAGAGUGGAAGGAAGGAGAGUAAGAACCACCAUGAAGAAAAGAAGAGCGGGUCAAAUAAUAGCCUAGAGGAAAUGAAGAAUGGUCAGGAUGAACUGAAGCAUGGCCAAGAAGGAAUGAGAAAUGAAAUGAAGACCGAAGUGAAGAUAAGCAUAGAAGAGAAGAACAGCCAAGAGAAAAACCGCGAAGAGAAGAACGGCGAACAGAAGACCGGUCAGGAGAAGAACAGCGAAGAGAAGAACAGAGAAAUGAAGACCAGCCAAGAGGAGACCAGCCAAGAAGAGACCAGCCAAGAAGAGACCAGCCAAGAAGAGACCAGCCAAGAAGAGACCAGCCAAGAAGAGAACAGCCAAGAAGAGAACAGCGAAGAGGAAGACUAGCGAAGAGAAGACUAGCGAAGAGAAGA
Messenger RNA from Bacillus rossius redtenbacheri, 4727 nucleotides. RefSeq names its product cation channel sperm-associated protein 2-like. NCBI's taxonomy places the organism in Eukaryota, Metazoa, Arthropoda, Insecta, Phasmatodea, Bacillidae. The record is from RefSeq and is a predicted model, not a curated record. The transcript has 2 exons. Bases 4195 to 4701 code for a protein of 168 amino acids.